Aspergillus heteromorphus CBS 117.55 is the source of this 1303-nucleotide messenger RNA. RefSeq lists its product as uncharacterized. The record is from RefSeq and is a predicted model, not a curated record. Gene Ontology annotation, molecular function: protein binding. The transcript has 4 exons. Gene Ontology annotation, cellular component: EMC complex. NCBI's taxonomy places the organism in Eukaryota, Fungi, Ascomycota, Eurotiomycetes, Eurotiales, Aspergillaceae. Gene Ontology annotation, biological process: protein folding in endoplasmic reticulum. The coding region runs from base 228 to 1205 and encodes 325 amino acids.
AUCUACUUAGUACUCCUCAGAUAGGUAAUAGUCCUAGAAACAGAGAUCCGAGCAUCAUCUAAACUCGCCCCUUCUUCAUACAUUUAUUACGAACUGCGACAUUCCUCUAAGAAAAAUUUAUAAAUUAUAUAUAUCUUUAUUUUUUUCAACUACUGAUUUCUUACUUCUUUCUUACUUAUAAAUGCAGCUGAAGACGAUAAAAUCCACUCCAUCACGCAAUACUCAAUAUGACGCAGAACACGUCCUAUGCCCAAUUUGAGAAUGGGCCAGGCUUAAUCGCCACAUUCCACCAUGCACAGAAAGCGCCUAUUAUUCUUCGAAGACAACCUCAUACCGAGAAAGGUCUAUCCUCCUCAUUGGGUGAUAAUCUGCCGGAGCCCGAAAACUAUGGAGAACUCGAACAGCUGAUGUUCUCGUGCCUACAAUCCGGGGACGACAAAUCUGCUCUGUUGUGUAUUGAACAACUGUCAAGUCGUUUCGGUGUCUUUGAUGCCAAAGUAGCCGGAUUACGGGGAUUGUUCGAAGAGGCGACUGCAGAAAGUGAACCUAGCCUGGAAGAAUGUUUGCAGAAAUAUGAUCUCGCGAUUUCCGAAAACCCAGUCAACUUGCCUAUUUUAAAGCGUCGUAUUGCACUUUUGAAUUCACUUUCCAGACCUAUGGAAGCCAUAUCCAACCUAAACAAGCUUCUUGAAGCUGUUCCUACAGAUGCAGAAGCGUGGUGUGAACUUGCAUAUCUGUACCGAUCUCAGGGAAUGAGCCCCCAGGCAGUUUACUGUCUAGAAGAAGCAUUGUUGAUUGUCCCUUAUGCGUGGAAUAUUCAUGCGCUGCUGGGUGAAACCCUGUUUUCAAGUGCCUUGUUGUCUGAUUUGAAUGAAUCCUGUCAGCUACUAGAGAGGUCUAUACGUUAUUUUUGCCGCAGCGUAGAGCUUUGCACUGACUACCUAAGGGGGUUCUAUGGUCUACUCAUGGCUACAUCACUAUUAGGGGAGAAACGCCUGCAAAACCACUCGAAAGAUCAUCUUUCUCCGCAAAGGUCAAGCUCUUGGACAAGUACAAAUUUCACCCUUGACGAACUCACCCUUUUUGCAAGGAAAAGGCUUGACGACAUUGUGAGACAUCGAUCUUCCCAUUAUCAGCUCUGGAAAGGCGAUCAAGGGGAUCUAAUUGCAGCCAAAGAACUCCUUCGUGGCAUUGACAGUUCCUAGAAGAUCAUGUUGGAUAUAUCUGCCUUGUCCGCGAAAAGGCGAAAUAGAACUUAGAUAUGACCGCUUCACCACUAUAUAAGAUCCAACAAGUCAGAAAC